AUGUCGUACGGCGCGCCACAACAACACUACCCAGCACCUCCUCCAGCGUAUGAAGAAGAGGCUCGUCAGCCCUUGUUCGGCAAUGCAAGCGAUGAAGAUGACAUGUACAAGGAAACUGUAGCCAACAGCCCUGUCGAAGUCAGAAUGCAAUUUGUACGCAAGGUGUAUUCUAUCUUAUCCACCCAAAUCCUCAGUACCGUAGUCCUAUCGGCUGUAUACAUGUACAAUGCUGGUGUCCGUUCGUGGGUGCAAUCCAAUGCUUGGAUGAUGUUUGGAUCCAUGAUUGGCUCGUUGAUUGUUCUCUUUGCCUUGAUGUGGAAGGCUCGAUCGACUCCUUUGAAUUACGGUCUAUUGGCAUUAUUCACGCUCUUGGAAGGUCAUCUUGUUGGCACAAUUGUCACCUUUUAUGAACAAACCCUGGUUCUUCAAGCACUGAUCAUUACUUUUGGUGUCUUUGUGGGUCUGACCCUCUUCACCUUGCAGUCCAAAUGGGAUUUCUCGGGAAUGGGACCAUUCCUUUUUGCUGGUAUCAGCAUCCUUUUCCUCGUGUCGAUCGUACAAAUCUUUUUCCCAUUCUCUGAAGGUGUCCAACUCGCACUCGCUGUUGCUGGUGUCAUUAUUUUCUCGGGCUAUAUUGUCUUUGAUACCUUUUUGAUCUUCAAUCGCUACUCACCAGAGGAUUACAUCAUGGCUUCGGUCAGCCUUUACAUGGAUAUCAUCAACCUCUUCCUCCGUAUCUUGCAGAUCUUGGAUGCCAUGAACAGAAAUUAG
Molecule: messenger RNA, 771 nt
Organism: Lichtheimia ornata
Lineage: Eukaryota; Fungi; Mucoromycota; Mucoromycetes; Mucorales; Lichtheimiaceae
Exons: 5
Coding region: 1-771 (256 amino acids)
Cellular component (GO): membrane
Source: RefSeq, a predicted model, not a curated record